Messenger RNA from Anisakis simplex (herring worm), 366 nucleotides. NCBI's taxonomy places the organism in Eukaryota, Metazoa, Nematoda, Chromadorea, Rhabditida, Anisakidae. The record is from the annotation of a GenBank genome assembly.
AUGAGUGGGAACGUUGGUGUGGAGAGUUUAUUGGAUGGCUCGAUCAUACAUCAGAGCACGUCGUCACUGAAUGAGUACAAAACGGCUGUGAUCGAUGUGCAAGGAAUGACGUGUCAUUCGUGUGUGAAUAAUAUCCAGGAUAAUAUACGAUCCAAGGACGGUAUCAAAUCGAUCGUCGUUUCACUGCAAAACUGUGAAGAUAAUUUGGUGUCAGCUGAAAGCGAUAAUCCGAAGUAUCGCGAAGCCAUAAUCGACAUUCAAGGAAUGACUUGUCAUUCAUGCGUUAAUAACAUCCAAGAUAAUAUGAGUUCCAAAGAUGGUAUCCAGUCUAUUGUUGUUUCGCUGAAAGAUUGCGAAGGUGUGUGA